GAAUUGUUAACCAAAAUUAAACAGGGUUAAUGGCACUCAAAACUUUAUUUUGCAUGUUCUUUGAUUAUAGAGCCUGCAAUACCUUACCCUGUCAUGGGACAACAGAGUCUUGCUGAAGGAACCUAAACAUCUGACAGAAAGUCUCACAUUAUGAAAGUGGCAAAAUAUCUUCUGUGAGCCUGAAAGAAUGCAAGCACCUGGCUUAACCUCCUGUUGACUGUGAACAAUCUCAAAAAGAAAAACCAAGAGAUUUAAAGUUUAUUGCAAACAGCAAGUGUAACAGCUGAAAGAAGAAGGACAGACGCCCUGCUUCUUAAAGUUGCAAACGUCCUCUGACUGGUCUGCCUUCAGUUCACUCAAAUUUCAUUGAGAACAUUGCAAAAUGAAAACAGAGAUGGAUCUGACAAAAAUUGUGGACCUGAGCUUUCUAUCCGAAGAUGAACAGUUAGCUCUUCAGCAAGUCCUUAAAAGAGAUGCUGCUCUGCAAAAGCUUGAAGAAAACCGUAUCAAAAAACUGAAGAAAAAGAGUUUUGAGAUGAAAAAGUUGAAGGUGAUGACAGGUGAAUGGUUUGCUGAAGUUCAAGCAAAACGCUAUGGAGACUUCUCCAGUGGCAUAGACAUCCUCAAGAAUUCAAUAACCAGGAAGAAGAAGAUGCCAGUUGUUCAAGAUGUUGCAGUGAAGGCAUCUAAAGAUGUAAAUGUGUUUCUGAGUCCGAACUUAGAACGUCAAAAUAUUUCUUCAGAUCCUGAAGCCUUGAAAUCAGAGGAAAGGGUGUUAGAGGAAGCAGAAUCUGUACCGCAAACAAACGCGACAAUGCUUCAAUCACAGUCUCAGGCAACAGUAGACAGAUAUAAUCCAAAGGAUGAAGUAAGGACAAGGGAAGAAGACAACAUUAAACCAUAUAUGAAAGGGAGGAAUGAAGAUCAUGAAAAUAUGUCUACAACCUUGAGCAAUGAGGUUCCUCUUUCUAACACCAACUCAUCUAUUACAGCAAUUGAUGUACCAGUAUCUGAAACAAAUCCAUAUUCUGGUUAUACUUUCAGUCAACCAUCAUACUCAACUAAACAAGAAGAAUUCUGGACUCCAGAAGGCAACCUUAAUCUGCAAAGUCCCAGAAAAAAGCUCACUGCUCUAGACAGACUGACAAAUGAAAGUGACCAAAUUGGGUUUUCUCCAGUAGACACUGAAGCAACUGGAUGGUCAGAUCCUUCUGAACAAAGUGUAAAGCAUAGUCCUAGCACUGGGUUUGACAGCUAUGGGUCAGAGGUACCUUACAACAAUGCAGACAUUAUACAAGCACCUGCAGAAAGCAGUGACCAUACAAAAGGAUCAUCUGUGUCAAUUGGAGAAAUACCAUUCAGUUCAGAGGACGACUAUGAUGCACAAGAUAGUACUGAGAGGCAGAAGAACCCAUUUUCAAGGAAUUCAUCAAAAUUACUAUCAGAAAUUCUGCAGGGUGUUAAAAAGCCACAAAAAGGCAUCACCAAAAGUGAAAUAAAUUCAGACACAGUGGCUGAGCAAAAUCUGAUAAAUGCAAAUGUUGUGAGCAAAUCUCCUGACAUGGAUGGUCUGUUUACUUCAAGAUCUUCAAAUUUAAAGCCAAUUGCAACUAACACAAAGAUCAAUGAAUCAAAGGGGAAACAUCAAGAGAAAGAUAAUAUCAUUGACCAAAAUUCUGAAUCAGAUAAACCAAUAGGUUUAAUGAACAACAGAUCUAGUCAAAUCAAGAAGCCAGGCGAAUAUAGCAAUGAAGCACCAAAUCUAACAUUGGGAAGAGGAGAAACUGAACAUUCAAAGAGAAAAGGCAUUUUAAAACGCAGUCCAAGUAGUAGCUCCACCGAGUCAGAAAACCUUUCCAAGUGGACCCCAAUUCGGUCCACAGAGGAUGCGGAUCCAUUGCCAGAGCAGGCUGAGGAUUCUGAUGGCACUUCAAAGAUGGAGACAGGUGGCAAGCAAGUGAGGUUCUCUGCUAAAAUGAAGAAGGAACCACUGACAAAUAUAACAGAAGGACAUAAAAUUGACGAAUCUCGUAACUCUUCAUCGAUAAUGAAAGAAGACAAUUCCAUGCCAUGGCGAGAAGACAGUAAUUCCAGCGUUUACUCCUCAUUGUCUCCGACUCCAGUUCAAAAAUAUGAAAAUGAACCAGAUGUUGAUCAGUUUUUGUCUGACAAAGGAACAACUGAGGAGGAAUAUUUACCAUCACAAAAAUGGAGAGAUGAUUCAGAGGCACAGCAGAAAAGCUAUCAAGUGCCUGGUUAUGGUUCUUCAGACUCCAGUGUCAGAACAAAUGAACUGCCUUCACUACCAACCACCAAUGAAGCCACAGUUCCUUCCAUGCCAUCGAAUGACCCACAAAGUGAAGAGUAUGAUUAUUUUGAUGAUUUAACAUCUGAAUCCAGUGUUGGAUCAGAUAUUAUGAAGCAGACUGAUGUGCAUGUUAGUUCAAAUCUGCAAUCUUCUAAGCUGAGUGGAAGUUUACUGAGUCUGUACAGUGAUGCUGGAGAUUUUGGAGAAGUUCCAAUUCAGGGAGCGGUACAAUUCAAAUUGCACUGUGAAGAAGCUAAAAAAGAAUUCCAGGUCCAUGUGAUGCAGUGUCGAGGAUUGGCAGUAGCCAAUAUGAGAAAGUACACCUCAGAUCCAUAUGUGAAGACUUACCUGCUUCCUGACCGCACAAGACCGAGCAAACGCAAGUCAUCUGUAAAGAAAGCUUCACUGAAUCCCCAGUAUAACGAAAUCCUGAAGUACAAAAUAAAGAAGCAAGAACUUCUGAAUCGAACUCUGAAUGUCUCCGUGUGGCACAAUGAUACACUUGGUCGAAAUGUAUUCCUUGGAGAAACAGAGGUAGAGAUGCGUAAUUGGGACUGGAGCAAUGAGACACCAAGCUGGUACACCUUGCAAUCCAAGCCAUCUACUCUAUUGGAAGGAAACAUCAAUCGCGGAGAAAUCCGUGUGGCACUUAAGUAUAUUCCAGCAGAAUCAAUAGAUGGGAGCAUGCCACUCAAUGGGGAAGUUCACAUAUGGCUGAAAGAAGCAAUGCAGUUGCAGCCUCUAAAGCCUGGUGGUGUAGACUCUUUUGUGAGAUGUUAUAUUUUACCAGAUACCAGUAAGAAGAGCAGGCAAAAGACCCGAAUAGUAAAGAAAAGCCUUAAUCCAAUCUAUAACCAUACCAUGGUGUAUGAUGGAUUCAGGUUGGAUGAAAUAAUGGAGGCUUGUGCAGAACUAUCCAUCUGGGACCAUGAAACCUUCACCAAUCAGUUUCUUGGAGGAGUUCGCCUUAAUUUAGGCACAGGUAGUAGUUAUGGCCGUAAUGUAGAUUGGAUGGACUCAAAUGAAGAGGAAGCUGCUCUCUGGAUGGACAUGAUAUCCAAACCUAACCAGUGGGUGGAAGCAGUACUGCCUCUCAGGUCUUCUAUGACAAAAAGGAAGUGAUGAGUGAUUUUUCACUUAAUGCUUCCCCUGACUUUAAGUACUUAGAUAUAAUUUUCAUAAUGUGCUAGUGUCAAGAAAAAUGAUAUAAAACAUACUGUUUUCAUUUAGUAUCUAUACUUUAAGGGGUGAUGGGUUCUAGAAACAGGUGGAAGUUCAAGAGAAUUGUAGUGAAGAAGAGUAUUUGAAGAAUGAUAAAAAUACUUGAUGAUUACAUAAAUGGGUCUGCUUCUGAAGAGUAAAGAACAAAACUAGACGUGAAAAUUGAAGAGUUUAAAAAACUCAUUUAAGUAUCUGAAAGCAAAAAACUGUAAAGUUAUGAGGAUGAAAAGUGUGGGCGGUUAGAUUUUCUUUUGAAUUAUAUUGCUGAAAUGUGGAAAAUGUUGAAAUCAUGUGUUCAUUACUAAAAUGUUUAUGAAAUGCCAAAUAAAAUGUUGAACAGAUUGAACAAGCAUA
Messenger RNA from Hemiscyllium ocellatum (epaulette shark), 3883 nucleotides. RefSeq names its product synaptotagmin-like protein 1. Gene Ontology annotation, molecular function: small GTPase binding; neurexin family protein binding. Gene Ontology annotation, cellular component: plasma membrane; exocytic vesicle. The record is from RefSeq and is a predicted model, not a curated record. The coding region runs from base 383 to 3430 and encodes 1015 amino acids. The transcript has 16 exons. Gene Ontology annotation, biological process: intracellular protein transport; exocytosis. NCBI's taxonomy places the organism in Eukaryota, Metazoa, Chordata, Chondrichthyes, Orectolobiformes, Hemiscylliidae.